Caenorhabditis bovis is the source of this 831-nucleotide messenger RNA. The record is from the annotation of a GenBank genome assembly. Lineage: Eukaryota; Metazoa; Nematoda; Chromadorea; Rhabditida; Rhabditidae.
AUGGCGAGCUUCUUCAACAGCGUACCAGAUUUCAGAAGUUUGAAUAAUGGUUAUGCAACAGAUGGUGAUCCAGCUAUAAACGAUGAAGUGUAUCGCAUAUUUAUGCUUAAAAUUCUUGACGGCUUCAAUGUUUUCAAAAUAAAAAUGUACAAUGAUCGAAGUUUUAUUUAUCUAACGAGACGAGAUUAUUGGUUGGGACAUCGUUAUUAUUACAUGGAUAAUUACUACUAUCUCCCGACAAGAGAUACAUGCGCUUAUCGGAUGAAUGAAACACAACGAGAAAAAUUGUUCUAUGAAGAGGACAACGAACCAAUCUACGAUAUUAUUUAUCAAUGUCAACGGUACCAGGAAUACUGCUGUGGAUUGAAUUGCUGUAAAAACGAUCAAAUAGGAAGAGUCAAUGUUCCAGGAAAACUUCCCAAGUAUCCGUGGCAAGAUCCAUGGAAUCAUAAUUCAGUGUCAACUUUUACAUUAAUCAAUAUGGCGGUCUUUUCCUGUUGUUUUACAUUUGGAGUGUGCAUCGCAAUUUACGAUAUUAACACAUAUGGAAGUGGAUUGUAUUUGGCACUGGUCUCAAUUGUAACUGUUGUGGUUGUUGUAGCAUUUUGCUUGGUAGGAACCGAAGAUCAGACUGAGCCAACAGUGGCCAAAAAAGUGUGGUCAACGACGCGCCAAACAAUGCGCCGUUUCAAAAAGGAACCAUCGACUCGAAUGCCCGCCGGUGUUGAAAUUCGUAUCGUCAACAUUGAUCUGGAAGCGGAAGGAGCUCGGAGUUGCAGCAUCACGUCAACUGAUGAGCAAAACUCCCAUCUUCACGACGAAUCGAUAUGA